Messenger RNA from Juglans regia (Persian walnut), 1068 nucleotides. RefSeq lists its product as uncharacterized. The coding region runs from base 92 to 901 and encodes 269 amino acids. The transcript is spliced from 3 exons. The record is from RefSeq and is a predicted model, not a curated record. Lineage: Eukaryota; Viridiplantae; Streptophyta; Magnoliopsida; Fagales; Juglandaceae. Gene Ontology annotation, biological process: response to hydrogen peroxide; protein complex oligomerization; protein folding.
UUCAAAUAAAUAUGACUGCAUCAAAUUACAUUAAUACAAAGCAUCACCUCAUCAACAUUCAUCAUCUUUAACAAAGUUCAGCUUUUCAUCUAUGGCAAAUGGAGGGAGAACAAGCUCGCAAAACCCAGUAGUUGAAGAAUUUGUACCUUCUUCAUGUUGGAUGGAGAACCCAAGAACCCACUCUCUCGUUGUUAAUCUGCCUGGUUUCAAGAAGGAUGAGCUUGAGCUUCAGGUUACUUGCUCUGGCGACUUGAUGAUCAGUGGAGAAAGGAAAGCACAUGAAGAAAAAAUUGUUUCUUUCAAAAAAACCAUUGAAGUGCCAAAAAAUACGAACAUGGAUAAGACCACUGCAAAAUUCAUUGGUGAGGUUCUCUUUGUCACUGUACCAAAGCAAGUGGUAGACGAAAAGAGAAAUGUAGGGUUCUCUGGAGAGAUCUGCACAAAGGAUUUGAAGAAUACAGAUUCGGAAAAUGUUGUGGAGAUGCUUAAAAGAAAUAAGGGAAUUCUUAUGACAGCCAUUGAAAAGGGUUUCAAGAAGGAUGAGCUUAAGCUUCAGGUUACUUGCUCUGGCGACUUGAUGAUCAGUGGAGAAAGGAAAGCACAUGAAGAAAAAAUUGUUUCUUUCAAAAAAACCUUUGAAGUGCCAAAAAAUACGGACAUGGAUAAGACCACUGCAAAAUUCAUUGGUGAGGUUCUCUUUGUCACUGUACCAAAGCAAGUGGUAGACGAAAAGAGAAAUGUAGGGUUCUCUGGAGAGAUCUGCACAAAGGAUUUGAAGAAUACAGAUUCGGAAAAUGUUGUGGAGAUGCUUAAAAGAAAUAAGGGAAUUCUUAUGACAGCCAUCUUGGCAAUUUCACUAGGGGUAUUGGUAACACGUAAGUUGAAAUCAACUGGAAAUUGAGCAGGCUCUCGACCCUGUAUUGCUUGCAUAUACUAUCUACCUUCAUCUCAUAUUAUACCUGAAAGCAGCUACAUUUCGUUCUAUGUACAGAAUAAAAAUGCUAUGUAAAAAUCCAAAUAAAUGAUAUCUAAUGCCUCGUACCCGGAGGGUUAGGGAGUUGGUUCCUA